AGCUUGCGGUGAAGUGAGGCUGGUCUUCCUUUCAUUUAAUAGUUCCUGUAAAGUGUUAACAAUACGUUCAUCACUUUUUGAUCUUACCGAGGAGUCAGUUAUACUGCUCAAAACAGAUCUAAGAAAUGCCAGAAAACAUUUAUGAAAAUUCUACAGAUCUGAGUAGAACCUGCAAUGACAAGACACAGGUGUCUCGUGAAAUAGGUACUCGGCGUAUACAAGGUUGUGGAACAAAGGUCUUCUACAUUUUAAUCGUAAUCUUGGUUAUACUUUUGGCGUGCGUUGUGAUAUUAGGAAUCAUGAUAAGUAAAAGGCAAACCUGCAAUAAUGAUCAGAAGUGUAUCCAACGGUGCUACGUGUUCUCAGAUGAACGCAAAAACUGGACUGAUGCUAAACAUGCAUGUGAGAAAGACAACUUUCAUCUGGUAGUAAUCAAUUCUAAGCAGGAACAAGAUGUGUUUGUCAACAUGAAUACUUUGAAUUAUUGGAUUGGCUUGACAGACCAAGAAGAAGAAGGGACAUGGCAAUGGGUGGAUGGAACAAGCUAUAAAGACGGAGUAAAAUUUUGGCAUAAAGAUAACCCAAGUGAUUCUCAUAAGAAUGAAGACUGUGCAGAGUUACAUCAUGAUGAUGAUAAGACUCUUUGGAAUGACAAUGACUGCACCAAAAAACAGAAGUGGAUUUGUGAAAAGUCUGACUGCUGAGUAAUAACACCACCUAUGAUCUAUAGCAACAAGAUAACUCCAUGAAUGCAUUUGAACUUUAAUUUCAUGUUUGGACUAACAUCUUUCAUACUUUUUCAAAAACAGCUUUAGAGCAAGAUUUUUAAUGUAAGCUUUCCAACAAAAAUGAAAUAUCCUUCUAAACAGCAAGUAGUAUAUUUUUGUCUGUAAAGUAAACCAGCAUUCAUCAAUAAUCCUUAAUGGCUGUAAUCUUUCAAUGUUUGCCAUUUAUAUGCUUAAUGAUAUCAUUACUAGCCAAACUAUUCAGUGAGGUUUAUGAAAAGUAUUGCAUGGUGUAAGUCAUUUUAAGCCUCUGAGAUGUUCUUGUACUGUGCUAUACUGUAAGUAAAGGUAAUCUAUAGUUAAUUAAACCUUAUACCUCCUAUCAGUAAGGUUUAGCAAAAAUCUGUGUAAGAAAUGAGCACUAGAGGUUUGUAAGCAUUUAUGUAUAGAGCAACAGAAUGGUAAUGUACCUUUGAACUUUCAAUAGUUUGCCACUGCUGAAAUCAUAAAACAGAAGACUUCCAUGUUGAGAGGAUAAUAUUUGUAUCAAUUAAUGCUGGACAGUUAACUAAUACCACCUUGUGCAUCAUAGAUGCCUCUCACACACUUUAGCGUCACAGUUCUACUGGUGUUUACUGGUCCAGGUAGAAGGAGAUGUUGUAAAACGCUUUUCCUGCAGACAUUGUUUUAGUAUGUGGCUCAUCUCUGGGAGCAACAAGGCAUUAUACCAUGCUGUAUAUGUCAAAAAGCUAUACUAACGUAAACCACAUGUUAAAUAUCUGCAUAAGCAGCAUAUCCAUAGAAUGUACUAGUAUGUAGCCUGUACACAUACCAUAAGUAAGUUACCUGGGCACCAAUAACAGUACAGGUAGAACACUUGGAGCUGUCAGUGGGCAGUGGCCAGUGCAUAUCAGAGUGGUGAUUUGAUGUCCCUGGAUAACAUGUAAGAAUCAUAAAAACACAAAAAGUAAAUAUGGCUGACCCUGCAGAAUCUACACACCUACAUGUAUAUAGGUGAUAGGAUGGUAUGACCCCGAAUUAUAAAUAUUACUUUAAUAUUCAGAAGGAAGGAAGGAGGGUGUUGUCUAAUCAGUGAAUCUUAUUAUAUAGGCAAUUUUAUUGGAUUAAUAUCCUGGAAAGCUACCAUCUAUUUUUGGAUUGGCUGGUGGGAAUGUUUUUUUUUUUUUUAGUAUGUAGGUAAUCAUGUGUUAAACUAUGCAAUAUCUAUUACUAUAUAGGCAAUGUGGAGUCAGAUGCCCUAAUGGAUAUUAUUAUUUAGGUAGUGUAAGUGACAAGAGAGCAUAGAAAAUUAAUGCGUAGUACACAGACUAAGUUACGGUAGUGGGGCACACCUAGACAAUCACUAUUACUAUAUGGAUAAUAUAAGGGAAAGCGGAGCCUUAGUAAUGACUGUGUAAUUUGUGGAUUCGAAGGUGAAAAUAACAACUUCUACACAAUGGGCAUUGCAUGACAUGAGGGGAAGGAUACCCUAGACUUGUGCAUUACAAACAACUAUUUAACCAGAAUAAUAUACUAUGUGCCAUAAUAGCCUUGUGAACUAUUCUAACUUUUUUUGUCUAGAAAGAGUGUAAAAAACUAGUGCCUUUCCACCAAACAAUAUAUUAAUGUGUUCAUGACUUGGUCAACUUACAAAAUAAAAUGCAAUCUGCAGAGGUUAUUAGUACCGAAGCAUGCCAUGUCAGUAAUUUUUUGAACACCACUGAGUAUUUUUCAAGAUUUUGUGUAAAAAACCUGCUUUGUAAAUAUGCAUUCUAUGCAUAUUUCAUUUGCAUGCCUUCUGAAAUAUACAAACAGUUAUUGCUAAUAUUGCUAGCCUUGCUUGCUGAAGAAGGGAAAUGUCUGGAUUCAAAAUCAUUUAUUCAUUUCUCAUCUUACUAGUCACUAGAUUUUAACAAGUUUAAGACCUUAUGCAUUUAAAUGUCUUCUAUUUUACAAAGAGCAAUAAAAUUACCAUCUAAGUUACUCAA
Molecule: messenger RNA, 2713 nt
Organism: Protopterus annectens (West African lungfish)
Lineage: Eukaryota; Metazoa; Chordata; Ceratodontiformes; Protopteridae
Product: hepatic lectin-like
Exons: 6
Coding region: 126-704 (192 amino acids)
Source: RefSeq, a predicted model, not a curated record